Messenger RNA from Schizosaccharomyces osmophilus, 435 nucleotides. It is a transcript of the gene tom22, whose product is annotated as mitochondrial TOM complex subunit Tom22. Gene Ontology annotation, biological process: protein import into mitochondrial matrix. The transcript has 2 exons. The coding region runs from base 1 to 435 and encodes 144 amino acids. The record is from RefSeq and is a predicted model, not a curated record. Lineage: Eukaryota; Fungi; Ascomycota; Schizosaccharomycetes; Schizosaccharomycetales; Schizosaccharomycetaceae. Gene Ontology annotation, cellular component: mitochondrial outer membrane translocase complex; mitochondrial outer membrane.
AUGGUUAAACUCGAAGAAGUCGUUGACGAAACUGAAGUACAAACCCAGGGUCAAAAUGUUAGUGAUAAGGAAAAGUACAUUUACGCUGAGGAAGACGUUGAAGAAUCGGAUUCUGAUGAAUCUGACUUCGAGGGACUUGAAGAUGAAACCAUGUUCGACCGUAUCACUGCUUUGAAGGAAGUUAUUCCCGUUACUUGGCGCGUCAAGAUCGCUGACAGUGCCAAGUGCGCUGUUUCUGGCGUUUCUCGUCUUUCUAGCUUUGGAGGAAAGUCUCUGUGGGUUCUUUCCACCUCUGCCCUUCUUUUAGGUGUUCCCUUUAUGAUGUCCGUAGAGGACGAAGCUCAACUUUCUGAAUACGAGAAACAAUUGAAGGACCAACGUGGUGCUAACGAGGUGAUUGCUCCUGGAGCUACUAGCAAUGCUCUUCCCCAAUAA